Molecule: messenger RNA, 1259 nt
Organism: Rhinolophus ferrumequinum (greater horseshoe bat)
Lineage: Eukaryota; Metazoa; Chordata; Mammalia; Chiroptera; Rhinolophidae
Gene: YPEL5
Product: yippee like 5
Exons: 3
Coding region: 181-546 (121 amino acids)
Source: RefSeq, a predicted model, not a curated record
GGGCUACGCUGGGUUAUUGACGUUGAGGCCCAUUCAGGGAGAGGCGGGGCCAAGGCCGGGGCCUGACUAAACCUGGAGACUCCGGUAGCCGAGGGGCUUCAUCCCAGCUGAGGAUCGGAGAACCGCAGGCUGCCACGGACCUCACAGCCGCUAGGGGUUUUUAGAACUUCAACUAUAAAAAUGGGCAGAAUUUUCCUUGAUCAUAUUGGUGGUACCCGUCUGUUUUCUUGUGCAAACUGUGAUACGAUUCUGACCAACCGCUCAGAACUCAUCUCUACUCGGUUCACAGGCGCCACUGGCAGAGCAUUUCUUUUUAACAAGGUAGUUAACCUGCAGUACAGUGAAGUUCAAGACCGGGUCAUGCUCACUGGCCGCCACAUGGUUCGAGACGUGAGCUGCAAAAACUGCAAUAGCAAACUGGGAUGGAUCUAUGAGUUUGCCACUGAAGACAGCCAGCGUUACAAGGAAGGCCGUGUGAUCCUGGAACGCGCUCUGGUCCGGGAGAGUGAGGGCUUUGAGGAGCAUGUACCAUCUGAUAACUCUUGAAGAAUAAGAGAUAACUCCAUCUUUUCCCAGGUCUCCUUCACUGAAAACAAAAAUCUACUUACAUACACUGUCACCUUAGCAUCAGAGUCGGAUUCAUGAACUGCGGAACAAGAGGUUGUGAGCAUCUAAGAUGGAACCUUUCUUUCUUUCUUUUUUAAAAUUUUCUAUUUUCCAUCCAACAGCAGUGUGUAGAGAGAAUAUUAUGCAGAUGCCGUUAAUUUUUUUUCCCUAUGUUUACAUUGUGAGGCAGAAUAGUCUAUCUGCAGCUACAUGGUGGCUAUGUGAGGAAAAAAAUCUGGGCUAUUAGAGUGAAAAAGUGUGUUUUAUGUACAUUUUGAAGGGAAAAUGUGUCAAGAGCAUGGUUUUUAAACUUAUUUGGGCUUCAUUUUAAAACUUUUUUUUUUUUAAACCCAGUUAUUUCACUUGAUUUGCUGGCCUCAGAGAAGAGAUCCGAAUUUGUGACCAGAGCUAAAGGUUCAGUGUCAGUAUGGCUUGUGCUGGCCAUUGUGCCAUAUUCUUGUUGGAGAUGAACCGUAGCACCAGAGCUCAUUCUUCCUUGUCAGCCCUGACCCAGAGAUGUCACCAUUCCUAGUUAUCUGUCACCACAUAAUUGGUGUUGAUUGGAAACGUCCUGAAAUGGGGCAGAACUGCUUGGUUGUCUUUUCCAUGUAACUUAAGCAUAGUAAUAUAAAUAAAGUAAUAGUUGGAUGUUU